AUGUGUGUUGACUACAAGGAUCUGAACAAAGCAUGUCCCCGUGACUGCUACGCUUUACCAGAUAUAGAUGAGAAAAUCGAUUCUUUGGCAACAUUCCGGUGGAAAUGCUUCUUGGAUUGCUACAAAGGGUACCACCAGGUCCAAAUGGCCAUCCAAGAUGAGGAUAAAACCGCUUUCCGCACGCCAACAGGGUUGUAUUGCUACACCAAGAUGCCGUUCGGCUUAAAGAAUGCAGGUGCAACGUACCAAAGGUUGAUGAACGAAACAUUCAGUGACGCCAUCGGGAAGUACAUAGAAGUGUACAUGGAUGAUCUGGUAAUCAUGAGCAAGGAGGAGAGCGCGAUGCUGGCAAAUAUCCAGAAGACCUUCAACACGCUGCCCAGCGUAAGCAUCAAACUGAAUCCAGCAAAGUGCUCAUUCGGAAUGAAAGAAGGAAAGUUUUUGGGCUUCAUAGUCACUAAAGAUGGUUUUAAGGUGAAUCCAGAAAAGGUCCAGGCCAUAGAAAGGAUGCCUUCACCAGCAAACGUCAAAGACAUGCAAAAGCUUGCAGGACGAUUGGCAGCACUCAAUCGAACCUUGACCGACCCAGAAACCAGAUACGCAAUCAUGGAAAAGCUUGUCCUUGCACUGAUUCACGCGUCAAGAAGGCUGCGCAGAUAUUUCGCCAAUCACGUCAUCCACGUGCUAACAAACUACAAUAUUGGGAAUAUCCUGGCAAGGCCAGAAGUAUCAGGAAGGUUGGCCAAAUGGGCGAUAGAGCUAGGGGGACACAAUGUGGUUUUCAGACCACGUCCAUCGAUCAAGGGCCAAGUCUUGGCAGAUUUUAUGACAGAAGUUCCAGACGACAAAGACAGAGAAUGCAAGGCGAUGGAGAAAGCUGAGAAAAAAAAAACAGAAGAGCCAUGGCUACUGUACACAGAUGGUGCAUCCAACGAAGAUGGGGCAGGUGCAGGGCUAAGGCUAGUAAGCCCUGACAAACAUGAGUUCACAUACGCCAUACGCCUAGACUUCAAGAGCACAAACAAUGAAGCAGAGUAUGAAGCCUUUCUGGCCGGCUUGCGUUUGGCAAUCAAAAUGGGAGUCCGACACAUCGAAGCACAUGUGGACUCCAUGUUAGUAGCAGGCCAAAUCAACGGCCAGUACGAAGCCAAGGGCGACAUAAUGGCACUCUAUCUCAACCAAGCGAAAACGUUGUUACAAACUUUCUAUUCCUACAAGGUGCAUCACAUAAACCGCAGCGAAAACAAGCCGGCAGAUGCUUUAAGCAAGCUUGCGUCGACAAGUUUCCAGCACUUAGCAAAGGAUGUGCGCAUAGAAGUUUUGAGCAACCCAUCUGUUCCACUCAGAGAAGUCAGCGUCAUCCAAACAGGAACCACGUCCUAG
Helianthus annuus (common sunflower) is the source of this 1383-nucleotide messenger RNA. RefSeq lists its product as uncharacterized. Gene Ontology annotation, molecular function: nucleic acid binding; RNA-DNA hybrid ribonuclease activity. NCBI's taxonomy places the organism in Eukaryota, Viridiplantae, Streptophyta, Magnoliopsida, Asterales, Asteraceae. The coding region runs from base 1 to 1383 and encodes 460 amino acids. The record is from RefSeq and is a predicted model, not a curated record. The transcript is spliced from 2 exons.